AUGGAAUAUCACUUGGCUGCAUGCAGGGAUGAAGCAAGGCUAUGCACCAUGAUAUGUGACUGGAUUUCGAGCAUAUUGAAGCAGAUACACCAGCUUCAUCUCAGACAUCAGGGAAGAAGCCAAGAAGCACAAUGGGAUUUGCUUGCUACAAGCCAACUCAUUUCGGAUAUCUCAAAAGAGACAAGUGUGGUUAUAGACACGGUUAAUAAUGGAAUUAGUGCGAUCAGACGAAAAUUUGGAUGGAAGAAAGUGCUCAUAGUUCUCGAUGACAUUGAUGACACUAAACAACUUGAUGCAUUGGUAGGUGACCAAGUACAUGUAAAACGAGAGCAUGUAUUUGGUGCAGGAAGUAAGAUUAUUAUCACUACAAGGAACAGAGCCCCACUGAUUGCUCAUGGUUUAGAAAUUUACUACCCCAAGGAGCUAAAAUAUCCUCAGUCACUUAAAUUAUUUUCUCUCCAUGCCUUUAAAGUUAGCCCACCAACAUCAGAAUUUAUUGGCUUGUCAGAGAAGGUUGUCAAAGUUGCAGGAGGCCUGCCAUUAGCUCUAAAAAAGUAUGUAUUUUUGGAUGUAGCAUGUUUCCUCAUUGGGUCAAGUAAAGAGGAAGCAUUAUUCUUCUGGGAAGAUCACUAUGCUGCAGAUAGUGCAAUUAAUGCUCUUGAAAGCAAGUCUCUUCUCACCAUGGAUGUUGAUAAUCGGUUCAGAAUGCAUGGCUGA
Molecule: messenger RNA, 717 nt
Organism: Nymphaea colorata (pocket water lily)
Lineage: Eukaryota; Viridiplantae; Streptophyta; Magnoliopsida; Nymphaeales; Nymphaeaceae
Product: disease resistance protein RUN1-like
Exons: 4
Coding region: 1-717 (238 amino acids)
Biological process (GO): defense response
Molecular function (GO): ADP binding
Source: RefSeq, a predicted model, not a curated record